AUGUUUUGCUUUGUUUAUGUAGUGCAGGUUGGGAAGGUGGCGUUUGUAGUGCGAAGGGGUGGAGGGUCGUGGCAGUUAGUAUUGGAAAAAGAGUGUGAAAAAGACACGGGUUUUGUUGGUUAUUUACGGAUAUUGACACUGGGCUCUGCCGGGAAGUGGUUAUGGCACAACGUUGAUUUGCUUAUGACGGAGAGAGAGAGAUUCAGCAGAUCGAUAUACAGAAAAAUGCUACUUCCUCCGGAG
Messenger RNA from Ilex paraguariensis (yerba mate), 243 nucleotides. NCBI's taxonomy places the organism in Eukaryota, Viridiplantae, Streptophyta, Magnoliopsida, Aquifoliales, Aquifoliaceae. The record is from the annotation of a GenBank genome assembly.